GCAGCCGGCAGCGUCUCCCCUCACUGGGUCCUGUGGAGCACACGCAGUCCCCACACAACCACUCCUCUCAGCCAGCACCGAGCCUGGAGCAUCGGCCAGGACAACCAAGAGUCCACUGGGGUCACACACAGAGGGAGGUUUUGUGUCAGAUGAACAGAAGCGCUCUGGGAAGUCUAAACUGAGCUGACUGAACAAAGCAGCAAAAAAAAAAAAAAGCUCCGUCUCAAUCUCCACAGAGGUGAGGGACCUCCAGCCUUCCAGACACAAACACCUGCAGAACAUCUCCAGCAGCCACCACAGACGCCGUCGUCUGACCGCAGUCAGCUCUCCAGGCCCUGAGGACUCGGAGCCAUGACCAAGAGCACCGGGGAGAAGAACCCGCGCUCCCGCAGCGCCGUGCAGCGCAUGCGGGAGAACAUCCACAUGCGCUCCCUAAAAGCCAAGAAGAAGGUGGAGGACAUCAGCAAGGACGACGUGAAGAGCUUCCUGAGGAAAAAUGCUUUUGUGCUGUUCACCAUCGCAGCGGUUGUUGUCGGUAUAAUGCUGGGUUUCGCUCUGAGGCCCUAUAAGAUGUCCUACAGAGAGGUGAAGUACUUCUCUUUCCCGGGAGAACUUCUCAUGCGGAUGCUACAGAUGCUGGUGCUGCCCCUGCUGGUCUCCAGUCUCAUUACAGGAAUGGCUGCACUGGACAGCAAGGCCUCUGGGAAGAUGGGCAUGAGGGCGGUGAUCUACUACAUGACCACUACCUUCAUCGCCGUCUUCAUCGGCAUCAUCAUGGUGCUCAUCAUCCACCCGGGCAAAGGCUCCAAAGACGAGUUCAAGGAGCAGCAGAAGAUUGCAGAGAUCAGCCCAGCAGAUGCCUUCCUGGACCUGAUCAGAAAUAUGUUUCCUCCCAACUUGGUCCAGGCUUGCACACAGCAGUUCAAGACCCAGUACAGCAAACGAACGGUUCAGGUCACAAUCAUAGUGAAUGAGAGCAUAGCCAACUUGACCAACAACACACAAACCAUCACCAGAGAGGAGGUCAUCCCACACCCCGGCACAACCAAUGGAGUGAAUGCCUUGGGCCUGGUAGUGUUCUCCAUGUGUUUUGGCCUCAUCAUUGGCAGUAUGAAGGAAAAGGGUCUGGCACUCAAGGAUUUCUUCGAUAGCCUGAAUGAGGCCAUCAUGAAGCUGGUUGCCAUAAUUAUGUGGUACGCACCAGUUGGUAUCCUCUUCUUGAUUGCUGGGAAGAUCGUGGAGAUGGAUGACCUCACUCAGAUGGGAGGGCAGUUGGGAAUGUACACCAUCACGGUCAUCAUCGGCCUCAUGAUCCACGGCAUAAUCGUCCUGCCCACGCUGUACUUCCUCAUGACGCGGAAAAACCCCUUCAUCUUCAUCACAGGCAUUCUGCAGGCACUCAUCACAGCCUUGGGGACGUCAUCCAGCUCAGCGACUUUGCCCAUCACCUUCAGAUGUCUCGAGGAAAACAACAAAAUUGACAGAAGGGUCACACGUUUUGUGUUACCUGUGGGGGCCACCAUCAAUAUGGAUGGAACUGCUCUCUAUGAAGCCCUGGCAGCUAUUUUCAUUGCCCAGGUUAACAACAUGGAAAUGAACUUUGGGCAAAUUAUCACAAUCAGCAUUACAGCAACAGCAGCUAGCAUUGGAGCAGCUGGGAUCCCCCAGGCUGGACUGGUCACCAUGGUGAUCGUGCUGACCUCUGUGGGCCUUCCCACUGAUGACAUCUCCUUGAUUAUUGCUGUUGAUUGGUUCCUUGACCGGUUACGCACCACCACCAACGUGUUGGGUGACUCCAUAGGGGCAGGAAUCAUUGAGUACCUCUCCAAAGAUGAGCUACAGGCCAAGGAUGCAGAGAUGGGCAACUCUGUGGUGGAGGAGAAUGAGAUGAAGAAGCCGUACCAGCUUAUCUCCCAGGAGAACGAGUAUGAGAACGAGAGACCACCGGACAGUGAAACAAAGAUGUAGUGAGGGUGUUGCUCCCCUGCCCACAACCCACUGGAUGCAUUUCUGAUUUUUGAUUUGUCUGUCUUGUCUUUUUUGUAAUUGUGUUCAAAUCAUGCUGUGUUCAUGCAGUUUUUAUUUUUAUUCUGGAUGUUUAUCUGUUUUUUCUUUUCAUUAGUCUUCAAAGGGUAUGUUUGUGUCAUACAUGAUCCAAUUUGCAGCACACAUAAACUACAGAGGCAUGUUUACAAAACAUUGAAAUAAACUUCAACGCAAAAAUUUGGAAAAAUUUUCACAGACAAAAUUCAUAACUGCUUCUUGACAAGGAUAAUGUCUUCCUCCUUUUCAACUUAUGCAUAGGGAAUUAGGAAGAGAAAAACAUUCAAGGGUUUUUACAUUCAUAGAGUACAGUAUAAUCGCUUGACGGUAAUAAUGUUGUGAAAAUCCUCGGAAAAUUCAACAGAACAUUUUCAAGACAUUUCAGAUGGUUUGUUUUUCUUUUUUUCAGACUGCAGGGAUGUUUACUUGGUGUAUGAUAGAAAAUAAUGUUUUCACAUUCCUAUACAGAAUGUCUAUGGUACUCUUGGAAUAAGAAGGAGUUAGUUAUUGUCCUCAGCUGAGUGUAUUUCAUUUUUAACCGUUUAGGUUAAAUGCCAAUGCUCCAUCAAUUCUAGCACAACUGUGCUUGAUAAUAGCCCAUGCUUCUUUAGGAUACCUCAAUGCACUUCUUUCAAAAAGUCAGGACCUAUGGAAUAGCCCUUAGUCAACACUGGCUGAUAAAACAGGGUUAUAGACAUAAAAAAAAAGCUCAAACCAUACAGUAAAAUCUAUUUCCUAGGUUCAGCUCGGUCUUCAUUACUGUAUAUGAGAUGUUCCACUGGAAUUAAUCCUUUUGAGAACAGUCUGACUCAAGUGAAUGAGCUUUACGAGACUUCUGGUCAUUGGUCCUUCAACUUUGUAUAGGCUAUUUCUGAAAGAAAGAAAUCCUACAUUCUGUGUCUUUAUACUUUUUGUGCUGGAAGUGUACAGUUUGCCCACAAUUACCAAGGGGUUUUGAUAUGACACUUAAAAUGGGUAUUUCUGAGAACAGAAAAACAAUAAUAAAAAAAGGCAAGUCUACUUUAGAUUGUUAUUGUGUUUCAGGACUAGUAUUUUUGUAGAAAAUAUCCAUAAUAUGAGACAUCAAUAUAAUAUGUACUUUUUCAUUUUGCUAAUAUUAAUAGUGUAUAGGCUGUUUUAAAUAUAGUUUCAUUGUAGAUACUUGAGGGUAUUAACUGUGAAAACAUGAAUAAAGAUUUACUUGACCAUGA
Messenger RNA from Sardina pilchardus (European sardine), 3254 nucleotides. It is a transcript of the gene slc1a3b, whose product is annotated as solute carrier family 1 member 3b. NCBI's taxonomy places the organism in Eukaryota, Metazoa, Chordata, Actinopteri, Clupeiformes, Clupeidae. Gene Ontology annotation, molecular function: glutamate:sodium symporter activity; L-glutamate transmembrane transporter activity; neutral L-amino acid transmembrane transporter activity. The record is from RefSeq and is a predicted model, not a curated record. The coding region runs from base 352 to 1968 and encodes 538 amino acids. The transcript has 10 exons. Gene Ontology annotation, biological process: L-aspartate import across plasma membrane; D-aspartate import across plasma membrane; L-glutamate import across plasma membrane. Gene Ontology annotation, cellular component: plasma membrane.